Molecule: messenger RNA, 402 nt
Organism: Ilex paraguariensis (yerba mate)
Lineage: Eukaryota; Viridiplantae; Streptophyta; Magnoliopsida; Aquifoliales; Aquifoliaceae
Source: the annotation of a GenBank genome assembly
AUGCUAGGAGUUGGAGAUCGAAGGCAAGAUGCUUUAUCCGCUUUCAAGAGCUACAACAAUGUUCAGCUUGAUGGAAAGCCAAUGAAAAUUGAGGUUGUGGGAACAAAUACCAUGACUCCUGCUGCUGGCCUCCAUCUGCAAAUGGUUCCUUUGAAGGUACAAGUGGGAUUCCCAAAAGGUAUGGACUGCAGUGGACAAAGAAGUGGUCCCUUGGAAGGUCACAUGGUCGUGGUGGUCGAGGCCAUGGAUUUGGAAGGGGCUGUUGACGGGGAAGGGGCCGUACUGAGAAGAUAUCUGCGGAAGAUCUUGAUACUGAAUUGGAGAAGUAUUACUAAGAAGCAACGCAUACAUAUUGAAUUCUUCCCUCAGGUUUAUUGGUUGGCUUCUUUUCACCUGCUGUAG